UAUCUUUACUUUUAGCAAUGGCGAAAAAUAGUUGAUUAAAGUUGGGUACUAAUUAUUAUUUUCAGUAAGAAAAUAACAACUCCUUGACGCGUGCAUGUCCUUUAAACUCUCAAUCUCCAAAUUCCAAAACCCAACAAAAAAAAAAUCCUCUGAAAUUUACUAAAAUUAAUCUCUUCUUGCUUGUGUUCAUCGUCUUCAUCGUAAUCCUCUGAAACAUUGAAAAUAUUGGCAAGAAGUAGAUAAAACUUAAAACCCAAGAAACAGAGAUUCUUACGUUUUGGAAUCAUGGAAUCAUCUCAAGAACAAAGUUUUUUUAACCCCACGAACCAAAGCUCGAAAAACCUAGCUUCUAAACCUGAGACAGAAGAUCCAAUCUCAAGACUUUCUUCUUCUUCUUCCUCUUCUUGUUCUUCCAUAGAAGCCGAACCAAGACCUGAUCAGAAUCUAAACAACAAUGUAGAGCAAUCUCCUCCGACACAGGUCAUGGAAAGAUCCACAAACAACACAACAACAACAACAACAACAACGACUUCGAGCCCUAAUACACCUCCUUACAGAAUCCCUUCACAUGUUUUCGCAAGAACAACCUCUACAGCUCCAGAAUGGAGCACUAUGUCCAAUGAAUCUCUUUUCAGCAUCCACAUGGGUAACAAUAGCUUCACGGGUGGAGAUUAUUUCAAAUCCGGCGAGCUCACGUUUCCUCAGCCUCCUUCACCAAUAACUCCUCCUUUGCCUUCGCCUUUACCAUCCCCUCCCCACAACGCGAACCAAGGAGGAGCCGUAGGACCUGCGGCUGAGGUAAAAACUCCGGUGGAUAUAGGCAAGAAAGCAGCUGAAACAGAUAAAGCUUACCGCGCAAGUAAAGAAGACGAGCAAAAAGCUGCAGCAAGUAUAAGAGAGGUUAUCAUGGCUAAUGAAGCAGCUAACAAAGACAACAACAAUAACAACAAUACCAAAACCAAUAAACUGGAUCGUUCUGUUUCUCGUCGCUCAGAAGAUUUAAGCCUCAAGUCUUUCGCUUUUCCAGUAUUGGGGAAUGCAGACAAAGGCGGGUUACAAGGUUCCACGCCUCAAAAGAAGCAGGGAAAGCCUUCGCAGCCAGAGACACCGCAGAUUUCGACUGAAACUGAAAGAGAUGAAGGAUUGAAGAAAGAGGAAGCUCCUAAAUCAGUAGCUCCUAAAGCAGAAGCGGAACGUGCUUCUAAUCGCAACCCCAACUGGCUCUCUUGCUUCCCUUGUUGCACAACCUUCUGUGUCUAAUGGAAACAUCUUUUGAGGGGAUUGCGUUUGAUUUGUUUACCAUCUUUAAGUUUGAUAGAGAAAUUAUUUCCUUCUUCUUGGUAUUAUAGAAGUUUGUUCCAAGAUUUACAAAGUCCUUUUUAACUUUUGUAUUUAAUCUUGUGAAGUAAACAAUUACGAUUUGAUAAAGUUGAGUUUUUUU
Messenger RNA from Arabidopsis lyrata subsp. lyrata, 1441 nucleotides. Its product is annotated as homeobox protein 10. The record is from RefSeq and is a predicted model, not a curated record. Bases 286 to 1260 code for a protein of 324 amino acids. NCBI's taxonomy places the organism in Eukaryota, Viridiplantae, Streptophyta, Magnoliopsida, Brassicales, Brassicaceae. The transcript has 3 exons.